CCGUGCUCUCCCUGCCCUCCGUCCCUGCCCGUGAGCUCUGCUCUUGCUCUGGAUUCCUUCUUCCCUGGUCGUCGUCGUUGCUGCUGCUGCUGCUGCGGAGGAGGACGGGGGACCCGGACGACCAAAGAGGAGGUAGGGAGGGAGGGAGAGCCAUGGCCUCCACAAUUGGCGUGCUUGGCUGCAAGGCGCCCCUACUCCAGGACCGCGUCUGCAUUUCCAGGACAAUUGAGUGCUUGAGUGUUCGAGAGAAUCGAGUGUGCUUUGCGAAGAGAUUCUGUGCCCCUACCCCGUUGGCGAGGAUAUCCACGCGAUCGGUUCAUCGAGACCAGUUACAUCCUCUCCAGACCACGCAGAUUAAUGCCAUGGGAGAGAAUGCUGAGAAAAAAACUGAGGAAAAGACCGAGACGGAGGCUAAGACUGCAGAGUACAGUGCCAGCAUGCAGCAAGCCAUGGGUACAACACUGGAGUACAGGCAUGAACUGGGGAUGAAUUACGCCCAUGUGUUAACGGACCUCAUUGUAGGGUCUUGUCUUCAGACUCCUGCAGACGCAGAUAAGCUAAAAGAUGCGGGUGUUGGAGUCAUAUUUUGUCUACAGCAGGACCCCGAUCUUGCAUAUUUUGGGGUUGAUCUUCCGGCCAUCCAAGCACAUGUGAAGGAGCUUGAUGGGAUCGAUCACUAUCGAUGCCAGAUAAGAGACUUCGAUCCGUAUGAUUUGCGGAUGAGGUUACCAGUAGCCGUGGCUCAACUGCACAACGCUAUUGAAGCACAUAAGGGCAAGACCGCGUAUGUGCAUUGCACUGCUGGGCUUGGCCGGGCCCCUGGUGUUGCGCUUGCGUACAUGUACUGGUUACGGGGAUUAUCACUCAAAGAAGCUAAUGAUCGUCUUCAGAAAGUGAGGCGCUGUCAUCCAAAGCUGGAGUCUAUCAAAGCUGCAACUGCUGAUCUGUUGACAGAGGGAUCAAAGCAAGUAGUAGAUCUGAAGUGGGAGGGCGGACCUAAACAUGUGGAAAUCGCAGGUCUUGACGUUGGUUGGGGUCAGGUUUAUCUGCAGACUCGACUUCCAAUGGAGUAUCGUCAAAGUGAAAAUCAGUGGAUUCUAAGGCGGGAACUCCCGGUUGGAAGGUAUGAGUACAAGUUUGUUGUGGACGGCGUUUGGAUGACAAACCCAGAAUUGCCUUUAUCUCAACCAAAUAGAGAAGGCCAAGUUAACAAUGUCAUUGAGUGGAAUCACAGGUUACGGACACAGCACAGAGUGGAGCGUCAAAGCAACUCCGAGAGCAGUUGAUGCAAGAAGAUGCAGACCUUACAUCCGAGCACCGUGCCAAGAUCCGUGCAAAGCUGGAAGAGAUUGCGAAUAGCGGGCAAUGGUGAAAUAAUCGUCAGUCUCUCAUGGACAUUUUUGCAGAAAUUUUGCACAUCAUUUUCAUCAUUUGUACCAGUCUUAUCAACGCUAAAAUGCAAGGUUCAAAGACGUCCUUGAUCAUCAGACAAUCGUCACUCAAUUGGCUUCUAGUUACUAUUCCCUUCUCAGGAUGCACACAUUCUGAGCUCACUACUGGCGCGUUCAGAUGAGGUACUUGAAGCACUACAUGCAUGUUCCAGUCUUGUAUGCAACACUAGAGCCAUUCAAGUGCACUGUUUAUGGAUGGAAACAAACAGUGUAGAGGCCGUCUGACAAUCCGUAUAGGUGAUAGAAUAGUUGGAGAUUGCAAAAUGUUAACAAAGCCUUGAGGGUGUAGUACACAUUUUGGAAGUACUGUAAUGUCACUCUGCCAGGGCAUAUGUUCAAAUAUCCCACCAGAAAAACAUUUUGUGCUCAAA
This is a messenger RNA of Physcomitrium patens, 1822 nucleotides long. Its product is annotated as phosphoglucan phosphatase DSP4, amyloplastic. Gene Ontology annotation, molecular function: carbohydrate phosphatase activity; starch binding. Gene Ontology annotation, cellular component: chloroplast. NCBI's taxonomy places the organism in Eukaryota, Viridiplantae, Streptophyta, Bryopsida, Funariales, Funariaceae. The record is from RefSeq and is a predicted model, not a curated record. Gene Ontology annotation, biological process: starch catabolic process; protein dephosphorylation.